AUGGCUCCUCCAACCCAUAUCCCAAAUGAUCUCCCCAAGAUCAAUCGCUUCAUCACAACCCACGACCCAGCCACAAAGCAAGCCGUCUUCUCCAAUGCCAUUCCCGACGAGCACAAAGUCGAUCCCAUUCCAGGAGCAGACUUCCGACUGGGAUACGUCACAAAGGGAUUUCCUGUCGAUCUAAACAACGAUGCCGACCUACAAGUCUACAAACCAUAUCUAGAGAGUUCGCCCGGUCUCGUAGUUUCAGGAGGAACGGUCCUCCGCUUCGUAGACGUGGCACCAGGCCAUUUAUCACCAAUGCACCGAACCGUCUCGCUAGACUACGGUGUCGUGCUGGAAGGCGAGUUCGAGCUAGUGUUGGAUUCUGGAGAGACAAGACACAUGAAGAGAGGAGAUGUUGCGAUCCAGAGGGGCACAAUGCAUGCUUGGAGGAACUUGAGCUCGACGUCUUGGGGACGGAUGAUGUACGUGCUUCAGGAAUGCAAGCCGGUAGAAGUCAAUGGUGAGGUUUUGAAGGAAGAUUAUGGCACAAUGCAGGGUGUGCCGAAGUCGUCGUAG
Messenger RNA from Bipolaris zeicola 26-R-13, 561 nucleotides. RefSeq lists its product as uncharacterized. The record is from RefSeq and is a predicted model, not a curated record. The transcript has a single exon. The coding region runs from base 1 to 561 and encodes 186 amino acids. Lineage: Eukaryota; Fungi; Ascomycota; Dothideomycetes; Pleosporales; Pleosporaceae.